Misgurnus anguillicaudatus (oriental weatherfish) is the source of this 1306-nucleotide messenger RNA. Its product is annotated as zinc finger protein 862-like. Gene Ontology annotation, molecular function: protein dimerization activity. Lineage: Eukaryota; Metazoa; Chordata; Actinopteri; Cypriniformes; Cobitidae. The record is from RefSeq and is a predicted model, not a curated record.
UUGCAGCUUCAUUUGUAACAUAUAUGAUGUGGAGAGGGAAAAGCUCAUGGAGAAGUUGAGAAAAGCCAAACGUUUCUCCAUCAUGAUUGAUGGGGCAACUGAUGGUGGCACCAUUGAAAAUGAAGCUGUCUAUAUCCGCUUCAUGGCAGACGAGGGUCCAGUAAAUGCUUUCCUCUCCAUUCAAGCUGUUAAGCAUGGAAAUGCUUCUGGGAUCCUUGAUGCCAUCUAUGCAGCAUUUGGAGAAGCUGGCAUUGAUGACUGGAAAGAACGGCUAGUGGGAUUUGGCAGCGAUGGAGCAGCAGUCAAUGUCGGAUGCAGAAAUGGGGUGGCAGCGCAGCUUCUGAGGGACAUUCCAUACCUCAUCUCCAUACACUGUGUUGCUCAUCGCCUGGAGCUGGGUGUGACUAAAGCAAUUAAAGAAAAUGCCAACAUGGUACAGCUUCAGAAUACACUAAAGAACCUAUAUGACCAGUACCACUACUCCCCUAAGGCUCUCAGGGAGCUUCACCUGAUUGCUGAGGCCCUGGAGGAGAAGGUACUAAAGCCAUCCAACCUCCAGGGUGCCCGAUGGCUACCAUAUGUGGAUCGUGCAACAAAGAUUGUAUGUGAUAGUUACCCUGUCCUCCUGGCCCAUUUUGAGGACAUGGCAAGCAUGGAAAGGAACCCCAAACCAUCACCAGCUGUCAUUGGAAGAGCGAAACAAGUCACUGGGUAUCUCAAGAACCUGCACCAUUUAAUCUUCCUACACUUCAUGUGUGACACACUGGAUCAUCUCGCUCUUUUGAGCAAAGAGUUCCAGAAAGACAACAACACGGUGUGUCAAGCGGUUGAAAGCCUGGAGACAUGUUACUGGAACCUGACAGCACUCAAGACAGAAAUGGGUCCACAGAUGGCCAAAGUCUACGAGGCAGUGAAGACUAAUGGAGAACACAGAGGAGUGCAGUUCCACGUUCAACAUACAGUUCCAAGCUUGGAAGCAGAACGAGCUGUAGUGAUUGAUGAGAGAUGUGAACGGUUCAGGAGUUUGGUGACACUCCUGAAAAUUUACUUGUUCCUGCCAGUCAGCACAGCUGUGUGUGAGAGAGGGUUCUCAGCUAUGAAACGCGUCAAGUCUAACUGGAGGACUAGCCUCAACUCAGUCCAGCUUCAUAGGCUGCUAUUUCUGUCAAUAGAGGGCCCAAAGUUGCAAGACUUUGAUGCUGGAUUGGUGGUGGAGAGGUGGUGGACCUGCAGCCAAAGGCAGCGGCGCCCAGGAUUUAACCCCUGGGAAUCAAGGCGUCGGUCCGAAGAUACAGAGGAUGAAUAG